Molecule: messenger RNA, 950 nt
Organism: Ananas comosus (pineapple)
Lineage: Eukaryota; Viridiplantae; Streptophyta; Magnoliopsida; Poales; Bromeliaceae
Exons: 3
Coding region: 228-785 (185 amino acids)
Source: RefSeq, a predicted model, not a curated record
UCUAGUCUAAAACCUAAUUUUGCUAUUUUUCCUUUCUCUCUCUUCCCUAUUCCAAGGCGUCUCUUCUUUCUAAGAACCUUGGCUCCUUCUCGAGGCAUCUCUCCUUCCCGAGGCGUCUCUCCUUUCCAAGACAUCUCCUUAUUCCCGAGCCCCCUCUCUCUCUCUCUCUCGCCGCCGCCCUGGGUCGGCAAGGGAGAGCGCAGCGGUGGCACUCCGAGCGCAGCGGCAUGGAGGCCGCAGCGAGGGCCGCGGGGGCGUCGAGGGCGGAGAUGUCUGCACGCAGCGGCGGCAGCAGCAGCCACGGAGGCCGCGGCGAGGGCCGCGGGGGCGUCGACGGCGGAGAUGUCCGCUGCCGAGGGGAGGGUGGACACAGCGGCGGACCGGCGGUGUUAACGGCUGGCACAAUGGUGGAUCAAGCGCCAACGGCGGCUUCAGCAACGUUGGGCGAUGUCGGCGGCGGGCACAGAAGUGGACGGCGCCGACUUGGGGCGGCGUUGGGCAACGUCGACGGAGUGAUAUUGGUGGCAGCGGCGGACGUGAUGGACGCGGCCUCGGGCGGCGACGAACAGGGAAGGGAGAAGAAGGAGUACAGCCUUCGAAGGACCCCAAACCGGGCUCCCUGCCGGCGACCGACGGCGACAAGACGGGGAUGUGAUUUGCGGCCGGAUCAGGGGGAUCUGCAUACGGCAAUGGCGCGAUCUCCGGAAUUUGCGUACGGGAUGGCGGGAUUUGUGGGAUCUCCGGCUCAGCGAGUGGCACGGAGUAGCAAGACGGUGCGCCGGUGAGAUUUGGGGUGCGGGAUUCGCGGGAUCUGUGUACGGGGUGGAUUUCUGGCAGAUCGGCGGGCUUCACAGGAUUGUUGGGAUCCGAUCAGGGGAUGGUUGUACCCUCGCGAUCUUUGGGAUUCGCGUACGGCGCGGCGGGAUUGGCGGUGCAGUGAAGGAGAAAGA